Messenger RNA from Cucurbita pepo subsp. pepo (vegetable marrow), 4983 nucleotides. Lineage: Eukaryota; Viridiplantae; Streptophyta; Magnoliopsida; Cucurbitales; Cucurbitaceae. The record is from RefSeq and is a predicted model, not a curated record.
UACAUCAAAUUUUGUUUUAAAUAUCAUGUCACUUAAUGUAACCAUCCAAACUCAUCGCUAGCGGAUAUUAUCCACUUUUGUCCGUUACGUACCGUCGCCAUUCUCACGGUUUUAGAACAGGUAUGCUAGGGGGAGGUUUCCACACCCUUCUAAACAAUGUUCAUUCUCCUCCACAACCGAUGUGGGAUCUCACAAUCCAACCCUCCUUCAAGGCACAGCGUACUCGUUGGCACUCAUUCCCUUCUCUAAUUGAUGUGGGACUCCCUAAAUCUACUCCCCUUUAGGGCCAGCGUCCUUAUUGGCACACCGCUUCGUGUCCAACCCUUCAAGACUCAUUCUCCUCGCUGACACAUUGCCAAUGUCUAACUCUGAUACUAUUUGUAACGACCUAAUAUCACAACAUAUUUGAACUAGUACGUGCAAAAGUAUUAAAGCAUUGCCCAAGUUCAUAAAAGAAAGUUACCACAUUUUCCCAAUCUUAACAAGGUCAUCAGUGUGGUGGGUCAUCAUGGGUAAAGUUGGCGUUCGUGUCCUCUUUCUUUUCCUCCCUUGUUCGUUAUAAGAUUGACCAAAAGUGUGGAGAUAUAUUAAUACAAGUUCUUGUAAGAACACACAAAACAGCUUAAUGGCCAACAACCCCACUCUCUCCCUCAACACAUCCCAGAUGCGCCCCUAGAAUUAAACCCAUCAACUUUGAAUAAUAAUCUUCCUCACCCUCCAUAUCCCUCAUCAACUAUAUACCUCUUUCCCUUCUCCCCUCCUCACCCUUCAAACUUCACCAAAAACGACUACAGAUUUUCCAAAUCCAGAACUCAAAACUUGAAAAGGUCAGCUCACAUUCAAAUCAAACUUUUCUCUUAAUUCUCUUAGGUUUUUUUCAAAACUCCUCUCGAGUUCUUUGUUUUGUAAUCAUUAGUGUUCUUUUGGGUUAUCUUAUUCUCCUUUUUCCUGCUCAUGGUCUCGGCUCUAGGCAUGGAUUUGUGUGUAGUUUUCACGAGCUAGCUAUUAGGAUGACACCCAUUUUCUAGUACUGAAUUUUCCAGAACUCAAAACUCAGAAGGUCAGCUCACAUUCAAAUCAAACUUUUCUCUUAAUUAUCUUAAUUUUUCUUCCAAAGCUCCUCUUUGAUUUCUUUGUUUUGUAAUCAUUUGUGUUCUUUUGGGUUACUUUCUAAGAUUAUUGAUUCUCCUCGUCCGGCUCAUAGUCUCUUCUCUAGGCAUGGAUUUGUGUGUAUUUUUUCACGAGCUAGCUAUUAGGAUAACACCCAUUUUCCAGUACUGAAUCAUCCAGAACUCAAAACUCAGAAGGUCAGCUCACAUUCAAAUCAAACUUAAUCUUAGUUUUUCUUCCAAAGCUCCUCUUGAUUUCUUUGUUUUGUAAUCAUUUGUGUUCUUUUGGGUUACUUUCUAAGAUUAUUGAUUCUCCUCUUCCUGCUCAUAGUCUCUUCUCUAGGCAUGGAUUUGUGUGUAUUUUUUCACGAGCUAGCUAUUAGGAUAACACCCAUUUUCCAGUACUGAAUCAUCCAGAACUCAAAACUCAGAAGGUCAGCUCACAUUCAAAUCAAACUUAAUCUUAGUUUUUCUUCCAAAGCUCCUCUUGAUUUCUUUGUUUUGUAAUCAUUUGUGUUCUUUUGGGUUACUUUCUAAGAUUAUUGAUUCUCCUCUUCCUGCUCAUAGUCUCUUCUCUAGGCAUGGAUUUGUGUGUAUUUUUUCACGAGCUAGCUAUUAGGAUAACACCCAUUUUCCAGUACUGAAUCAUCCAGAACUCAAAACUCAGAGGGUCAGCUCACAUUCAAAUCAAACUUUUCUCUUAGUUUUUCUGCCAAAACUUCUCUUGAUUUCUUUGUUUUGUAAUCAUUAGUGUUCUUUUGGGUCAUUUUCUAAGAUUGUUGAUUUUCCUUCUUCCCGCUCAUAGUGUCUUCUCUAGGCAUGGAUUUGUGUGUAGUUUUCACGAGCUAGCUAUUAGGAUAACACCCAUUUUCCAGAACUAAACCAUGUGAUUGUUUGUUCUACUUUAUCCUAUGAGUUUCUUUUGUUCAUUGGGCAGAGAAAUGAAUGGAGAGUGGUGGAAUUAUUGUAACUUAUAAUAAGAUUUGAAAAGCCCAAACUAUCCUUAGGGAGUCAACAUUUUUGGCUUUUUAAUAAUUGGGUUGAUGGCUCUAACUUUUUCUAACUUUUUUGUCUAUCAGGCAUACCAUCAAACACCUGGUGUGCGUGUUACAGUGCAUACAAGAAACAGAGAGAUCAGAUUCAGAUCCAACAAUGGAGGGCGAAGAAAACAAACCUGCAGAUUCAUGGUCAGACACAGAGAGCACAGGGAGCUCCAAACGAGUUGCCUUCAGCGGUCCGUUACCAGGACCUUCUGUCGCCUACAAAAGAACCAACAGCUACAGCAGCAGCAGCACAAGAAGCACUAUGAGAAUCAAAGACGACGAUCAGUACGUCGAGAUUACCUUAGACGUUCGCGACGACUCAGUCUCGGUUCAGAACAUCAAAGGAGGAGAUUCAGAGACGGCAAUGCUAGCGAGCCGAUUGGAGACAAAACGCCCUACGCUAGGCUCUCAAUUGUCGUUCAAAUUGAAGCAAGUAUCACAGGAACUGAAACGGAUGACAUCCUCCAAAAGCUUCAACAGAAUCGACAGAACAAAAUCUGGCGCAAGUCGUGCCCUAAAUGGCCUCCGAUUCAUGACCAAAAACGUCGGAAGUGAAGCCUGGUCAGAGAUUGAGAAUCGAUUCAAUGAACUCGCCAUUAACGGAGAGCUUCCGAAGUCGUUGUUCGCAAGAUGCAUAGGCAUGAACGAGUCGAGCGAGUUCGCCGGCGAGUUAUUCGAGGCCUUGGCUCGAAGAAGAGGCAUAACUUCGUCCUCCAUAACCAAGGGGGAACUGCGUGAAUUUUGGGAGCAAAUUAGCGAUGAAAGCUUCGAUGCAAGACUUCAAAUCUUCUUCGAUAUGGUGGACAAGAAUGCCGAUGGCCGCAUUACCGGAAAAGAAGUCAAAGAGAUUAUUGCAUUAAGUGCUUCGGCGAAUAAGUUAUCAAAAAUCCAAGACGACGCGGAAGAAUAUGCUGCUCUGAUUAUGGAAGAGUUGGACCCCGACAACCUCGGAUAUAUCGAGCUUUACAAUUUGGAAAUGCUACUCCUGCAAGCGCCAAACCAAGCAUCGGCCAGGAACCGCGUAACGGACAGCCGAGUGCUGAGCCAACUACUAAGCCAAAAGCUCGUGCCCACAAAGGAAUACAACCCCAUCAAGCGCACCUACCGCUCACUCCGCUACUUCGUUGAGGACAAUCGGAAGCGCAUUUGGGUCUUCUCUCUAUGGCUCGCCGUUUGCGCCGCUCUUUUCGCCUGGAAGUUCGUCCAGUACCGCCGUCGGGCCGUCUUCCAUGUCAUGGGCUACUGUGUCACCACCGCCAAGGGCGCCGCUGAGACCCUCAAGUUCAAUAUGGCCAUUGUUCUUCUCCCUGUUUGUAGGAAUACCAUUACUUGGCUCCGGAGUACGACCAAGCUUGGCGCUGUUAUCCCUUUUGAUGACAAUGUUAACUUCCAUAAGGUAAUUGCUGUUGGCAUUGCCAUUGGGGUCCUUUUACAUGCUGGAGCACAUCUUACCUGCGACUUUCCAAAGCUACUCCAUGCGACCGACGCUCAAUAUGAACCGAUGAAGCCGUUUUUCGGUGAAGUACGACCGAAUAACUAUUGGUGGUUCGUGAAGGGGACGGAAGGGUGGACCGGGGUGGUGAUGGUGGUGCUGAUGAUCAUAGCAUUCACCUUGGCUCAGCCAUGGUUCCGCCGCAACCGCCUGAACCUCCCCAAAAUCAUCAAGAGACUCACAGGCUUCAAUGCCUUCUGGUACUCUCACCAUCUCUUUAUCAUUGUCUAUGUCCUCUUCAUCAUCCAUGGCUACUACCUCUAUCUUUCCAAGAAAUGGUACAAAAAAACGACAUGGAUGUAUCUAGCUGUCCCGGUUUUGAUAUACGCGUGUGAAAGAUUGAUUCGCGCGUUUCGGUCGGGCUACAAAACAGUGAGGAUCUCAAAGGUUGCUGUGUAUCCUGGAAAUGUUUUGGCAUUGCAAAUGUCAAAGCCUCAUGGUUUCAAAUACACAAGUGGGCAGUACAUAUUUGUGAACUGCUCUGCUAUUUCUCCGUUUCAAUGGCAUCCGUUUUCGAUCACUUCUGCUCCAGGGGAUGACUACUUGAGCAUUCACAUCCGGACUGUGGGAGACUGGACUUCACAGCUCAAGACCAUUUUCUCUAAGGUAUGUCAGCCACCAUCUGUUAAUCAAAGUGGUCUUUUGAGGGCUGAUAUUGGCCAAAGCAGCAACAAAAUCAGGUUGCCAAGACUGUUGAUAGACGGACCAUACGGAGCUCCGGCACAAGACUACAAACAAUACGACGUUCUUCUUCUCGUGGGGCUGGGGAUCGGCGCCACGCCACUGAUCAGCAUCGUCAAGGAUGUACUCAACAACAUCAAGGAACAAAAAGACAUCGAAAAUGGCAUCGCCGAUAAGCAUGCCAAGCCUUUCGUCACAAAGCGAGCUUACUUCUACUGGGUGACAAGAGAGCAAGGCUCAUUCGAAUGGUUUAGAGGUGUCAUGGAUGAAGUCGCCGAGAACGACCGAGAUAGAGUGAUCGAGUUGCACAACUAUUGCACUAGCGUUUACGAAGAGGGUGAUGCUCGGUCCGCCCUCAUUACCAUGCUCCAAGAUCUAAACCAUGCCAAGAAUGGCGUUGAUAUUGUGUCCGGGACAAGGGUGAAGACUCAUUUUGCUAGACCGAACUGGCGUAAUGUCCUUAAGCGUGUUGCUAUAAAUCACCCUGAUCAAAGAGUUGGGGUGUUUUACUGUGGAGCACAAGGGCUGGUAGGAGAGCUAAGGAGAUUAUCACAAGACUUCUCUAGGAAAACAACCACCAAAUUUGAUUUCCACAAGGAGAAUUUUUAGAGAAAUUUAAAUAUAUAUAUAUAUAUAUAUAUAUUAAGAAAUUGUAAUA